This is a messenger RNA of Colletotrichum phormii, 717 nucleotides long. RefSeq names its product transporter particle component. Gene Ontology annotation, biological process: regulation of GTPase activity; endoplasmic reticulum to Golgi vesicle-mediated transport. NCBI's taxonomy places the organism in Eukaryota, Fungi, Ascomycota, Sordariomycetes, Glomerellales, Glomerellaceae. Gene Ontology annotation, cellular component: trans-Golgi network; TRAPP complex; cis-Golgi network. Bases 1 to 717 code for a protein of 238 amino acids. The record is from RefSeq and is a predicted model, not a curated record. The transcript has 4 exons.
AUGUCCUUCGAAAGCGUCAUGCCGCCGUACAACGCCACGGACCCGUCGGCCUCCUUCCUCAACUCCUCCUGUCUAGACUUUCUCCUCAUCGAGCUCGUGCCCAUGGCCUUCCGCGUGACGAGGGACCUCGAAGCCGCGCCGACUGAUGCGAAUGGGACUGGGUCUGGUGCCGCGGUAGGAGGCGCUUCGGCUGAUGCGCUAUCGACCGUGAGCCAUAGCCAGGGCGGGGGAGGAGACGGGGGUCCCGCGCCGUCGAGCGCCGACGGGGCCGCGGGCGGGAGCACAGUCAGGAAGCUUGACGAGGAUGAGGAGCGGGACGCGGUGUUUUAUCGGCUUGAGACGCUGGGCUAUCGUGUUGGGCAGGGGCUUGUUGAGAGGUUCUCGAGAGACCGGCCGCGAUUCAACGAUACGCUCGACGUGAUCAAGUUUGUCUGCAAGGAUCUGUGGUCGCUUGUGUUUAGGAAACAGAUUGACAACCUCAAGACGAAUCACAGGGGCGUCUACGUGCUAACGGAUAACUCGUUCAAACCGUUCUCGAGGAUGAGCACAGAGGCUGGCGGACAAGCGGUUGUUCGGGCACAGCCGUUCCUCUGGUUCCCGUGCGGCAUUGUGCGCGGGGCGCUGGCGGCGUUAGGUAUCAACGCUACCGUCCAAGCCGAGACCAACGAGCUACCGGCAGCUAUUUUCCAAAUCAAAACACUGCCGUCGAGCUCAUAA